Pochonia chlamydosporia 170 is the source of this 2262-nucleotide messenger RNA. Its product is annotated as restless-like transposase. Lineage: Eukaryota; Fungi; Ascomycota; Sordariomycetes; Hypocreales; Clavicipitaceae. The transcript has 4 exons. Gene Ontology annotation, molecular function: protein dimerization activity. The record is from RefSeq and is a predicted model, not a curated record. Bases 1 to 2262 code for a protein of 753 amino acids.
AUGGAUUGCUCUAAGUUUACGAUCAAUACUCUGGUCUCUCAACCGAUUGCUCCUCUUUCGAGUGCUCGGUCUUCAAGUGCUGGCCCUUCUCGAAGCAGUGAGGAUGCUACUUCUGCUUCCAUUCUUUUGCUUGAUUUCGAUAUCACUCCAUUCUUUCGCAAGAUUUAUCCCGAACCUCCCAAAUUAGGCCCUUCAGGUAAACGGAAAGCUACAGGGAAUGCUGUAUAUCGAUGCCUCCAUUGCCCUGCGGACACGCCAUGGGAAAGCAAGCAGAAAUCUAACGCUCGCAAUCAUGCUCGGAAGAUGCAUCCCAAUAUUGUUAUAAACUUCGGUAGUAGCCUCGGUGUGGAUUCGAAUUCGGAUGGUGUCGAGCAGCCUUUCCAGAAGCCCCGGAUUGACCACUUUUACGCCCUUCAAGCCUCUGAAUCAUCUCUCCGCCGCGCAUUUGAUCGACGGCGAUAUAUCCAGGCCUGGGUAGGCCUCUUAACUAGGAGGCGCCUUCCAUUUUCUGCCGUUACCUGGGAUGAGACGUCGGAAUUAGUACUAGCGAGUAACCCGGCUGUGGAGGAUUUAUUGCUAACAUCCCGGUCUGCUGCGAUGCGGCAUAUAUCUGCGAACUUCGAUCUAUAUCGAACCAGACUUCGAAAUUUACUUGAAGGCUCUUUCUCACUCGUGCACAUCUCAUCUGACCUUUGGACUAGUCCUCAUCGACAUGGUAUUCUAGCUCUCUGUGCCAGAUGGAUUGAUGCAGAUUUAAAGCCUCGACGCGCGCUGCUAGGGAUGCCGGAGUGCAAAUUCAGCCAUAGUGGAGAGCAUCAAGCAGAACUCAUGCUUGAGGUGCUUGAGGUCUACGGUCUUCCUAGAAGACUGGGAUAUCAUACCAGUGAUAACGCUACAUCAAAUGAUACAUGCCUGCAACACCUUUCGCGGCUUGUCAAGGAGAAGCAUGGCGGCGAUUUCAACCCCAAACUGCGUCGUAUCCGCUGUGUUGCACAUAUUCUCAAUCUCUCCCUUCAGGCAUUCCUUCUAGCCUCGUCAAAAGAAGCCCUGAUCGCAGCCCUCAAAGCCGCCGAUGAUACGACAGGCGAUGCGAUGUAUGAGCAGUUUUACGAAGCACUGAAUACAGCUGCGGAGAGGGAAUCGAGCCAAUCAACUGGGCAGAAGCGCCUUUCGAAGAAGGGUAAAUCAUCAGAUCCAAACUACCAGCGACUAGCCAACUUUUCUGGGUGGCGUCAGAUCUCGGCUCUAAGAAAAAUACACCAUCUUGCUGUGUGGCUGCGAACAUCAUCAAUUCACUCUGAUCAGUGGGAUCUGAGAGUAGGCCUGCGACUCGGCAUUGAUAACGAUAACAGGUGGAACUCCUGGUAUAAGCUACUAUCUAAUGCGCUACGGAAGAAGGCUGAAAUACGACAGUUCUUUCUCGAUUUUGAAAGAGAACUUGGUGAUAAUAUACUGACUAUAUCUGACUGGGACCUUAUUGAGCGGACGCAACAGUUUCUCCAACCAUUUGCGGCCGCGACACUGCUUGGAGAAGGGGCAGGAUCAAAUCUCUCUCAUACUUUGAUGAUCAUGGAUGCUUUGCUGCACCAUUACGAGAAGGCAAAGAAACUUUAUAGCGCCGAGGCUACUUACGAUCCGCACCUUGUUCAUUGUGUGGACAUGGGUUGGUUCGUUCUAAACAAAUACUACGCUUUAACCGACGAAACUCCUGCAUACGCUGCUGCUCUCCUUCUUGAUCCUUCAAAAAGGCUCAAAUAUAUUCAGCACAACUCGGAUAUCGGCUGGAUUGACAGUGCUGUUGAAAAGACUUCUAAAGAUGAAUCGACACACUCUCGGCGGCCGAGGAAUGGUUUAGAUGCUCUAUUUGAUGAGAUUGCUGUAUGGGAAGAAACUAAUUCUGAUGUGGAUGAUCUCGAAACAUUUAUCAAAAGUCCUCCGAAUAGGAUUACUUGCUCCCCUCUUCUCUGGUGGCUUAAUCCUGAGCGGAUCAAAACGUAUCCACGCCUUUGUCGGAUGGCUAUUGAUGUACUCUCGAUCCCACCCGAAUCAACAGAUCCAGAAUCAGCAUUCUCCGGCGGCAGACGUACUCUCAGCUGGGAUAGAGAAAGCAUGUUAUGUGAGAACGUGGAAAAGGUUGAGUGUAUCGGCAACUGGAUACGGUCGGGCUUUAUUACGCUCUCAAUUGAGGGUGGAAAGGGCAUUAUACUCGAUACAGCUAUUGAUGUAGAUGUAGAUAGAGAGAUUGAUGAUGAGCUAGAUUGA